AGCCAACAAUAGGGCAGGGUUCACACAGCAAGACUCGAUUUUGAUCACACAAAACAAAGACAUCUCCGGCGCAAACCAUGGGAAUGCCACUCGCUUUAACGGUCAAUAACGGUGUAGUCGCCAAAGACCGAAUAGCUGAGGGCGAAGCCGCCCAGUACGAAGCCCUCAAACGCAGUGUUCUUGCUAGCCAAGAGAAGAAAAAACAAGAGGAACGUGAAGCAAGGGCGUCGCAAGGUCUGCCUCUCGACGAGGAGAAUUCAGCGUCCGAGAAGAACAACACACUGAAGCGCAUUCUCGCAUUCAUGUGUCUUGGGACCACCGGCAAGAAAUAGCAUACCCCAAGGAUGCUAGAAGUUGCUGAGCGAUGGUAUUAUUGGUGUUAUGAGCAACAACGGAAGAAAGUUGAAGCUGUCUCGAGAGUACGCUCUAAUAAUGUAACCAGGUUAUAACCGUGGUCACAUUGAGAAGAAUGAGCACGAAUCGUUCCAGUAAAUCAAU
Messenger RNA from Exophiala oligosperma, 498 nucleotides. RefSeq lists its product as uncharacterized. The transcript has a single exon. Bases 78 to 332 code for a protein of 84 amino acids. The record is from RefSeq and is a predicted model, not a curated record. NCBI's taxonomy places the organism in Eukaryota, Fungi, Ascomycota, Eurotiomycetes, Chaetothyriales, Herpotrichiellaceae.